GGUUUCCAUGGAGCUACCUGUAAACAAAUCACAGGUCACCUAUGACCUCUGAGGACUGUCUGCCAGUGAAUAGAGGAGCCAGUUUGGUGAGAAGAUCAGUCAAGGACAACCAUUUAUCCUGCUCCAUUGUAACAUGGAUUAUUGUUAUUCCUUCCCACCCUUGCCCUGACCAUGUCAGAAAAUCUCCAAAGCACACCUUUCUGUGGGACAGAAAGUGAUCUGCCAUCCCCUCUGCCUGUACUGAAUAACUCCCCACCCUCAAGAACAGUGUGCAGCUACUCCAGUGUCUCCAUCCCAGCCGUGAGUUCAGCAUGGCUCCUCCCAUCAGCAUCCAGCACUUCUCUACAGCCACUCAUGGGCAGUACCUACCUUAACCCACAUGGUAGCACGACUAUGCUGACAGUGCUGACUGACCAGAGCCAGGUCUCCAACUCCACACUCUCCUGUCCAGUGGUGGAACUGGAGACAUCCCUGGGAUUGUCACCUUCAGGCCAAACACUUUGUCUGCUGCAGAGUCCAGAAUUCUACAUCACUUGCACCCAGGUUUCCCAGAGGAAGACACCAUCUCUUGAUGGGGAAAGGCCAUUAACAACACCUAUCCAUAGUCCUUCAGAAUUCCUGGCCUUGCCUCCGGCUCCAAGCUCAGAACAAACAGAUAUUAAAAACAUGGAUGACAUGGAAGUUGAACACUUGAUGCCUCAGGAGGCCUAUGAGGGCACAAAAGAAAACCAAGACCCAACACUCCUUCCUUUAGCACCCCCUGACUUGCAGCAGCCUCUGCACUGCACUGACACUGGGAGCCUAAGACAGAAAUCUGCUUCUGAAAAUGCCAGCUUGGGAGGUAUCAGUUUGGGUCUGGAAGAGAAAGGAACAGUGGACAGUCUGAUGGUGUCCACUAUUGACUUUGCAGAUAUCACUACACUGGUAGCAGAUAUUCACCUUCCCCAACUCUUUAACUUCCUCACAGGCCUAGAUCAAUUCCAAGAUACCACAGCAACUGAAUCCAACGUCAUCUGGAGGGACCAGGCCCAAGAAAACUCCAGAGUCAUCAAUGGGCCUUCUGACCAGGUGAAGAAGAAAGACCAUGAAGCCCCUGAGCUGACUGAUGGAGCUCCUCAGGCCAAAAUCCCAAACUGGGAUCCGGUGGAGGGAGAGGGGGUUAUAGCCAGCGUUGGGGUCAGUGACAGGGCUAUUGACAACAUGGCAAAGGACUCGGAGGGCAGAGCUCCCAAAGUGUCACCCAUCAGGCCCAUCCGAGCUAGGGGACAGGGACAAGACAAGACCAAAUGGACAAGAGAAAAUAAUUCCAAGAAAACAGAAGAACCUAAGCAGUCAAGGAACAGAGUCAAAGCUGAAGAGAAGCCCACCGUCCCCAAGACCAAGAUAAAGAGGGAUCCCCCUGAGCUCAGCCGCACCAGCUUUAAGAAGCCUCGAACCCACCUUGGCAUGCACAUGCUGGAGUCCGUGCAGGUCUUCCACCCACUGGGGAAGAAGAGUGAGAAGAAACCUGGCGUUGCUUCUUCCCGGGCUCUGGGAACUUUUAGCAACAACAAAUACCCUGGGCCAGGCCCAGCAACAACAGCAGUACAGGAUAUGCUACAUGAGUGCCAGGGCCCUGACAAAACUCCAGGCAAGGCUCAGAGCUCAGAGACCAGUGCUUUCAAGGAGUGUCCAUCCCAGUCCCAGUACGAGCUGCCACCAGCUGGGAAGGUCAGAUUAGUACCUUUGCCUUUCCCAACCUUGGACCAGCCUCAAACCAGACCUGGUUCUAGAAAGCCUCUUUCCCUGUCUUCACACAGGCCCACUGUAGCUUACUCGGAGAGGUGUCAUUUCCAAUCAGCUCAUCUUACCUCAAUCAGGCCAUCCCAACCACCUCCUGUUAGCAAAUCUUUGAUGGUUUCUGCCAAGCCAGCUCUGCCAUUUUCUUCCAGUGUCACACAACCUAAUGUAACCAACAUUAUCCAAAUUAGCACUGUGCCUCAGUCAGGCACCUUGAGGCCUACACCCUAUAGAGCAUCAUCUCAGUCUUCCCUCCAGAGGGAGCUUCUUUCUGCUGCCAAGAACAAGGUACCAUCGCCUUCUGAACCCCAGACUCAAUAUCUGCUGCAAGACUUCAGCCGUCAACCAAUUCCAUGGAGAAAAGUUGACAUUCUGGGACCAGUAGUCUCACAGCCCAUCACAAAAGAGCAGAGGCCAGAGAGGGAGGCCAUGAAGAGGAGGGCUCAACAGGAACGAGAGAAUGCCGCCAAGUCCACCUCUCCUGGGAAACUGCAGCUUUUCCUUCAGAGAGAGAAAGACAUGGAAAUUUCUCGAUACUAUGGCUAUGCAAUGUAAGAGCUGCCCAGAUCUUUGUGACAAAUUGUUCUUUAGUGUGAACAAGGCUAAAUAUAGACAUCGAUACAUAUGUA
Rattus norvegicus (Norway rat) is the source of this 2408-nucleotide messenger RNA. RefSeq names its product RIKEN cDNA 4930433I11 gene like. The record is from RefSeq and is marked predicted. NCBI's taxonomy places the organism in Eukaryota, Metazoa, Chordata, Mammalia, Rodentia, Muridae. The transcript is spliced from 3 exons. Bases 172 to 2334 code for a protein of 720 amino acids.